CUCCUCCCAGCUCCCCUGCCCGCUAGGAGAGAAAGCCAGUUCGGGACCAUGAGACACCGCCGCUGUACAUUUCUGAGGAGGCCCGUGAAGGCUCCAGGAAGAAGAUUUCACUAAGAUGAUGGUACGGCCCCUCCCUCACUGCAAAACGGAGAUGAUUUUAUUUUAAUGGAAGAUGGAGUAUGCGAGAGCGGUAGGAACCAGGCACCCUCCCUCUCUGUGCGCUGGCCCUGGCCCAGGGCAGCUGGAUGCCUGCAAGCAGCGCCUGCCGUGGGGUCUGCAGCAGCAGCGGACAGGACGGAGAGGCCAGCCGGGCUCAGGGCCCAGGAAGAAGACUGUCCUGGCUCCUUGGCUGCUCGGUAACCUCAGCCCCAGUACAAGGAUGGGGAACUCGUUGCUGCAAAUUGUCACCAAGUCCUUCAGGCCACCUGAACCGUCUCUGAGAGUGCGGGUGGCUGAGUCCGUGCGGUGGCCGCUCCGAGGAAGAGACCAAGGCUGGCAGCAGUCUGGGUACCUGCUCUGGGUGGAACCCGGAGGUAGUAACGUUGUCUAUAUAUACCCUGUAGAACCGAAUUUGUGUGGUAUCCACAUAGUCACAGAUUCGAUUCUAGGGGAAUAUAUGGUCGAUGCAAAAACUUCACGUUUCUCCAAAACAGCCAGAGUGGGAAGUGGAGGCCAGAGGCAGCCGGCGCGGGUCAGUCUUCUCUUUCUGUUUUAUUACCUUGGACUCCAGGAGGAUCGACGGAGCCUGGUGGCAGAGAGCAGCCUUUCCCUGGAGAAGACCCUCACCUUUAAACAGAGGCUCUUGUGUAAACCCUUAAUUGGUUGUAUGAAUGCAGGGCCAAAGGGCUAGAUUUUGGGAGACUCGGGACUGAGGUGGGAGGCCAGGUAGCACCCCAGCUCUGCCCUCCAGCUUGAGGUUGGAGGGUGUCCAAUGUGGGGGCUCACUGGCCGUUGACUGCCCUGUGCGAGGAAGGGGAGCUGGGAAGAAGGCGUGCAGGGUCCUUCGGGGCCCAUUUGGGUGAGAUGGCGGUGCCCCCACGGCAUUCCUGGCCCACUCCUCAGUUGCACAGGCAGGGCCAGCAGGGCCUCUUGCCAUCGCGGCAGAGCCCGACUCUGACUAGAAACACCCCGGCCUGGGCACUCGCAGAAAGCUUGGCGGUUACUCAUUGCCUAAUUUGGUUCACGCCAGCCAGAUUGUGGUAACUUUUGGGUGACCCUGAUGAAGACAAAGCCGGGACUCGUCCUUUGUAUGGCAGAGUCCCCGUUCCCGCGGGCUGGGCAGGCGGGAACCUGUCUGCCUGGGGUCCUCUGCCCAACUCACAGGCCGCCUCACUCACUCACCUUUGGAGCCCUGCACCUGGACAGAUACCGGGAUUCAGUCCCCUUUGAACUGUGCCCGCUUUGGGGGGCUGCUUUCAGGCGGGGUGAGUAGAGAGGGCACUCCAGGUUAGCGAACUCAGUGGCGGACAAAAGCUGGGGUUACCUGCACCGAAUGAGGGUGCUGGGGAUUAGAACUAACAUUCACAUCUGGCGGGGGCCCUCAAAUGUGCCACGGCGAGUCACUCGAUUACACGUAUGUUAUUUAGUUAAAUUUGUGAAAAUUAUGAGAUGCUCACCAACCCGGUGAUAAACUCGCUCCCUUGCUAUUGGCUGGACUGGUCACAUGGCCACCAACUUUAUUCAGUUGACAGCAAGUAGGAGGGCCCUAUGGAAGGAGAAAAAAAGACAACACGAGAAAAAUUAGUAUUUUCUACCUUCUGAAAUUAAUGGCCAUGAGUUCGUAUAUGGUGAACUCCAAGUAUGUGGACCCCAAGUUCCCUCCGUGCGAGGAAUAUCUGCAGGGCGGCUACCUAGGCGAGCAGGGCGCCGACUACUACGGCGGCGGCGCGCAGGGUGCCGACUUCCAGCCCCCGGGGCUCUACCCGCGGCCCGACUUCGGUGAGCAGACCUUCGGAGGCGGCGGCCCCGGGCCCGGAUCGGCGCUGCCCACGCGGGGUCACGGGCCAGAACCCAGCGGCCCCAGCGGCCACUACGGCGCCCCAGGAGAGCCGUGCCCCGCGCCCCCCGCACCCCCGCCCGCGCCCCUGCCCGGCGCCCGGGCCUGCAGCCAGCCGGGCGGCCCCAAGCAGCCGCCCCCCGGGACGGCCCUCAAGCAGCCGGCCGUGGUCUACCCAUGGAUGAAGAAGGUGCACGUGAAUUCGGUGAACCCCAACUACACCGGCGGGGAGCCCAAGCGGUCUCGGACGGCCUACACCCGGCAGCAAGUCCUAGAACUGGAAAAAGAAUUUCAUUUUAACAGGUAUCUGACUCGGCGCCGUCGGAUUGAAAUCGCUCACACCCUGUGUCUGUCGGAGCGCCAGAUCAAGAUCUGGUUCCAGAACCGGAGGAUGAAGUGGAAAAAAGACCACAAGCUGCCCAACACCAAAGGCAGGUCCUCAUCGUCGUCUUCGUCGUCCUCCUCCUCCUGCUCCUCAGCUGCCCCUGGCCAGCAUUUGCAGCCGCUGGCCAAGGACCACCACACGGACCUGACGACCUUAUAGAAGUGGGGACCCUGGGCCCAUUCCUCCCUGCGCUCCCGGCUGAGCCGAAGCUGCGGGGGCAGGCCGGGCCUGCUGUCACCUCGCUGGGCUCUAAGGUACUGUGGGGUGGACCUGGGACACGCAGGCCGCCCUCGGACUAGGUUAGCAUCCUGCCCGAGGGCAGCCCCCUCCCUGGAGCGGGGAUGGGGGUGGAAGGGGGGCGGGAUUCUCUCUCUAAGUAUAUUAUCAUAUGGCAGGAGCUACUGAGAACACAAAACCUUGGCGAGUCAUUAAAUUCAUGAAAAUCUCUGCUGUUGGAUUUUGAAUUUGCAAUUGAAGGUUGGAUGCUUUAUCCCAGUGUGAAUUUGAACAUCCUCCCUCACUCCACCCCUCCAGGGAUCUUUGUGGUUUAAUAAUGUGGGGGAGUUGAGGCAGAAGGUUGGCCACCCUUGUGCUAGGUGCUUUCAGUGGAAGCAGGAGAGCUGGGCCAGGAUUUCUGAACUUUCUGGAUUGUCUCUAUAGUUUCCCGUGUGAAAAAAAAAAUAGUUUGCUCCCAGUGGCCCCAUGCCCAAAGAAAAGAAGGAAGUGGAAACGGGUUAUUUUAUGUUUAGAUUAUAUUUGCUUACAUAUUUAUUUGUUGGGGAGUGGGAUACAGAAAUAACUGACAUCUUAAUGCCAAAAAUCUUAAGAUGGUGAAAGGGGCUGAGUUUCGGGGAGCAGAAUCAGAGAUGUGUGGACUUACUUUUGGCUGUAGCCAGCAUUUUGAACUCCACCCCCUCCCCACUCCCCGGAAAUGGGGGGGGGGGGCAGCUUUACACUUCUAGAGGGAAGCAAGGGUCCGCUCAAAGUGAGUUCUUGAAAAUAUAUUUCCAUAUGUGCUUUUUUCAGCAGUGUGCUUACAACCAGUUCUGGGUGAUUAAAGGAAAGGGGAAAAAGAAAGAAACAAAUGGUCCAACAUUUUCCUUCUGGGGAAAGAAAACAAAACCUCUAUGUUCUGGGUCAUUAGAUAAUGACUGAAUUUUCUGUUCCAACUGGAUUCCGAAUACCCCAUAUAUCAGUAUUUUAUAGGAACUGGUGUAUGGGCUAUAUGGGAGAAGGGAUGUGCAGUAGGGAGAAAGUGGUAGGUGAGGAAGUCUUGCUAUAAAAAAGAAAGAAAAAACUGAUUCUAGACAUCCACCAAAGUUGGUCUUAGGGUUUUUUCCCCUGAAGUUGUUAUCUUUUAAACAUAUCUAAGUUUUUCACAACCCGUUUUUUCUCAACCCAAUUAGAAGCAGAAAUGGUAGAAGUAUGAAAGUUUUCAGGCCCUCUUCCUUGUCUUGAGAAUAGUGGUUCAAAACCACUCAAACAACAGGAGAGAUGUUCUUUAGUCAUUUUUCUUAUGCCUUGCCUGAGAAUGGUUCAAAGCUCAUUUUUCUAAAAUGCUGACCCUAAGCAUAAGAGGGAAACAGUCAAAGGCAAUGACCAGAGUUUGUAUACUCAAAUGAAACAGGGCUUCGGAAGUUUAAACCCCAAAGCCUCAGUCUCCAAAAAGAAACCCCUGGAGUAGCUACGGAAAAGUGACAAAAGCAGGGAGGCAGUAGGGGUGAGCUUGAAAGGGAGAUUCAGAAUUGGGCUAUUUUUUCAGUGCUUCAGAACACUUUCGAAGGUUUCAGAGGUAAUUUUAAAAUAUAUCUAAGUAGAGAGGGAAAAAAAGACUUUCUCUUCAGGCGUGUUCUUUGGUUCGGUGUCUCCUGAGAGCGAGGGCAGGUAUUCACUGGAGUCCCUAGGCUGAAAUUCCACUUCUCAAAGUAUCUUCCAAGCCUUGGUCUUUUGUAUUAGAUCCUGGGGACAGCUCUUUGUUCCUCCUUGGGGUGAGCCUGGCUCUCAGACUUGCACAUGGCAAUACUUGAAUAUCUCCAUGUCGGGAUAUUAAAGAUGGAUAUUCCUGCAUUAUUCGCAUCAUUGUUUCUAUGACAAAAAGCACAGAGUUCAUACAUAGUCAAGAUGUCUUUUUUCUGAUGCCCUCACGUUGAGAAGCUGAAAAGGUAUUUUACUGAAGUUCGGCUAAAUUACAGAAUCAGGUUCAUCCAGAGGACAAAUUUUCUAUUCGAUUAGCUGUAUUUCAGCUGGGAGGACUGACCUCUAAACCCUUAACCUUUUGGACUCUAACUACCCUUCUCUUCUUUUUUCCCCUCUAACAUGGAGAGCAGUCUUUGGAUGUAGCAUUUGAAAAGAGCCGCUAUCCUUAGGCAAGUUGCAAAGUUGCUAAGAUUCUUUCCUAAAACCCAAAUCUGUGAAUACAUUGAACCUUCUCCUUGGCAGCCGGGGAAAGUAUAUAUUUUCACAACAUCCAAGGACAUAUAUAUCAUAAAGAUUAUUAUAUAGAUUUACCCCCUUCCCAAAAGUUCAGGUUAUUCACUCCAGCUUCAGACCAAACGCCAAAACUGCUUAACUGCCUUCACCCCUGCCGCAGAGAACAGCCAAGAGGCAUGUUUUGAUGAAGAAAACCCAAGCUCCUUCUCAAACAUAGCCCCACUCCUUGGAAAGUAACUUAAUCAGAGAAACAACUUCUUUGUUUAUAAGUCUCAGCUCUCCUUCUCAGCUUCCAGGGAUUGUCUUUUGAAAUGUUAAUGGAGCCUGGAUGGCCCAGAGGGCAGCCCUCAACCCUGAGGUCCCAAUCGGACCCCAGCGUCCAUUUGGGCCCACAGGAGUGGGGCAGGGAAGAAGCAGGGCCCCCAACCACCUAGGGCAGGGAAGGAAAUGAGCUUCCAUCUGGGAACGUGCUCUGGAGAAAGCUGGAUGUGGAAAGGCUCCAUGCCCAUUUGCUUUUAUUUGUUUCCAGUUUGUUCCCCCAAAUAUGAGCCAGAAGUGUUUGUUUUGGUGUUUUUUUCCUAAAGCCGUGUUCGGGGGGAGUGAAGUGUUUGCGGAGGACAUUGCUCCUCACACUCCCACCUCACUUUGUCCACUGCAGCCUUUUGUUGGGAAAGGACAUGGUCAGUCAGCCCCAUGGUGUCUGUUCACACAAGAUGCUUUUUUAAUAGAAUUGACCAAUGUUCUGCUGCCACUGAUUAAAGUAUUAUUUAUACUAAUUGUUGCCUGUAGUUUUGAUGUAAUUCAUUGAUCUAUAUUUGAAAUAAUAAAAGGUGUAGCGAAAUCUC
Messenger RNA from Equus quagga, 5656 nucleotides. It is a transcript of the gene HOXD4, whose product is annotated as homeobox D4. NCBI's taxonomy places the organism in Eukaryota, Metazoa, Chordata, Mammalia, Perissodactyla, Equidae. Gene Ontology annotation, cellular component: nucleus. Bases 1767 to 2540 code for a protein of 257 amino acids. The transcript has 6 exons. The record is from RefSeq and is a predicted model, not a curated record. Gene Ontology annotation, biological process: anterior/posterior pattern specification; regulation of transcription by RNA polymerase II; embryonic skeletal system morphogenesis. Gene Ontology annotation, molecular function: RNA polymerase II cis-regulatory region sequence-specific DNA binding; DNA-binding transcription factor activity, RNA polymerase II-specific.